Cynocephalus volans (Philippine flying lemur) is the source of this 3481-nucleotide messenger RNA. RefSeq names its product F-box and WD repeat domain containing 7 (gene FBXW7). The transcript is spliced from 12 exons. Bases 1181 to 3316 code for a protein of 711 amino acids. Lineage: Eukaryota; Metazoa; Chordata; Mammalia; Dermoptera; Cynocephalidae. Gene Ontology annotation, molecular function: protein binding. The record is from RefSeq and is a predicted model, not a curated record.
GAGCCCCGCACAGAGCGAGGGAGACAGCGAGCUGAGCUCCGGGCGCUACCGCUACCGCCGCCGAGAGAGUGAGAGCGAGGGAGCAUCCGAGAGACCCAGCCCCCUGCACUGGCCGCCGCCGAGACCUCCGCCCUAACCUGGGCCAACGGGAGCCGCGGCCGCCCUCCUCUCCCCCCUCACCUUCCCGGCCGGCGGCAGCGGCGGCUGCACACGCCGGAGCCGGAGCCCGAGCCGGUGCCUGAGCCGGAGCCGGCGGCUGGGGGCAGGGAGGCAGCUACAGCGGGCUGGGACUGGGUGGCUACUCUGCGGUGAGAGGACGCUGAGGAGUGACCGGAGCUUCUGUCUCGUCCCAGGGCGUGGGGCGAGGGACCCCCAAGGUGUAGGGAGGGGGGUCCCAGCCGUAGCGACACAUGCGGGAGCCAGGAGCGGGGGCGGCGCCGAGCGGAGCCGGCCGGGUCCCCCGCCUCGCCGCCGCCUUGGCCACCCGUCCGGGGCCGUAGCAUCCGGCCCCGGAGUGUAUGAGCCGGGGCCCCAACCAAGCUCAGCAACCACCCCCCGGCCGGGGGGGCGGGGACCCCAAUGUGAAGCGGCGGCUGGGGAGACGGGGACAGCAGGACCGGUGCCGCCGUCCUUUCCUUACCUUCCCCCUCCCCUCAACCCCCUCAGGGGGUCUUCUCCCGUGGCCAGUCGCCGGCCCCCCGGCUCCUCGGCAGGACUCCGGGAGGAGUUCUUAGAGCCCCCUCCCCCGCCCCAGCCACGAGGGCGGCGGGGCCGGGGGGGACCCGGGGGGCCGGCCGCAGCCUCCGCCCAGAGGAAACUUUAUAAAAACAAAAUCCGGAGCCUCCCAACGUGACUGUCCCGGGCGAAGUGGCCCUGGACGGGCAGAAGCCGCAGACUGAAGAGACCCAGGAAGAGGAAAACAGGAGGUAAGCGGGGCUGCCGCCUCCUCUGCCCCUGCAGCGCGGAAGAGACCCGGGUGGCCGCCUGGUUUAGCGACACUAGCACCGCUUCUUCCUCAGUAACGCUCCGGAGCCUUCCGCAGCUGCCACCUCAGUCUGAAGGAGGAAGGGAAUCAACCCACUUUCUCAUCGCCACGGCUCUUCUCUAAAGUAAUGUGAAAACCUUUGCAUCUUCUGAUAGUCUAGCCAAGGUCCAAGAAGUAGCAAGCUGGCUUUUGGAAAUGAAUCAGGAACUGCUCUCUGUGGGCAGCAAAAGACGACGAACUGGAGGCUCUCUGAGAGGUAACCCUUCCUCAAGCCAGGUAGAUGAGGAACAGAUGAAUCGUGUGGUAGAGGAGGAACAGCAGCAGCAGCAGCAGCAGCAGCAGCAACUAAGACAACAAGAGGAGGAGCACACUGCUAGGAAUGGUGAAGUUGUUGGAGCAGAACCUAGACCUGGAGAUCAAAAUGAUUCCCAGCAAGGACAAUUGGAAGAAAACAAUAAUCGAUUUAUUUCUGUAGAUGAGGACUCCUCAGGAAACCAAGAAGAACAAGAGGAAGAUGAAGAACAUACCGGUGAACAAGAUGAGGAGGAUGAAGAAGAGGAGGAAAUGGACCAGGAGAGUGAUGAUUUUGAUCAGUCUGAUGACAGUAGCAGAGAAGAUGAACAUACACAUAGUAACAGUGUCACAAACUCCAGUAGUAUUGCAGACCUGCCCAUUCACCAACUCUCCUCUCCGUUCUAUACAAAGACAACAAAAAUGAAAAGAAAGUUGGACCAUGGUUCAGAGGUACGCUCUUUUUCUUUGGGAAAGAAACCAUGCAAAGUCUCAGAAUAUACAAGUACCACUGGGCUUGUACCAGCAACACCAACGACUUUUGGGGACCUAAGAGCAGCCAAUGGCCAAGGGCAACAACGACGCCGAAUUACAUCUGUCCAGCCACCUACAGGCCUCCAGGAAUGGCUGAAAAUGUUUCAGAGCUGGAGUGGACCAGAGAAAUUGCUUGCUUUAGAUGAACUCAUUGAUAGUUGUGAACCAACGCAAGUAAAACAUAUGAUGCAAGUGAUAGAACCCCAAUUUCAACGAGACUUCAUUUCCUUGCUCCCUAAAGAGUUGGCACUUUAUGUGCUUUCAUUCCUGGAACCCAAAGACCUGCUACAAGCAGCUCAGACAUGUCGCUACUGGAGAAUUUUGGCUGAAGACAACCUUCUCUGGAGAGAGAAAUGCAAAGAAGAGGGGAUUGAUGAACCAUUGCACAUCAAGAGAAGAAAAGUAAUAAAGCCAGGUUUCAUACACAGUCCAUGGAAAAGUGCAUACAUCAGACAGCACAGAAUUGAUACUAACUGGAGGCGAGGAGAACUCAGAUCUCCUAAGGUGCUGAAAGGACACGAUGAUCACGUGAUCACAUGCUUACAGUUUUGUGGUAACCGAAUAGUUAGUGGUUCUGAUGACAACACUUUAAAAGUUUGGUCAGCAGUCACAGGCAAAUGUCUGAGAACAUUAGUGGGACAUACAGGUGGAGUAUGGUCAUCACAGAUGAGAGACAAUAUCAUCAUUAGUGGAUCUACAGAUCGGACUCUCAAAGUGUGGAAUGCAGAGACUGGAGAAUGUAUACACACCUUAUAUGGGCACACUUCCACUGUCCGCUGUAUGCAUCUCCAUGAAAAAAGAGUUGUUAGCGGUUCUCGAGAUGCCACUCUUAGGGUUUGGGAUAUUGAGACAGGCCAGUGUUUACAUGUUUUGAUGGGUCAUGUAGCAGCAGUCCGCUGUGUUCAGUAUGAUGGCAGGAGGGUUGUUAGUGGAGCGUAUGAUUUUAUGGUGAAAGUGUGGGAUCCAGAGACUGAAACCUGUCUACACACGUUGCAGGGGCAUACUAAUAGAGUCUAUUCCUUACAGUUUGAUGGCAUCCAUGUGGUGAGUGGAUCUCUUGAUACAUCAAUCCGAGUUUGGGAUGUGGAGACAGGGAAUUGCAUCCACACGUUAACAGGGCACCAGUCAUUAACAAGUGGAAUGGAACUCAAAGACAAUAUUCUUGUCUCUGGGAAUGCAGAUUCUACAGUUAAAAUCUGGGAUAUCAAAACAGGACAGUGUUUACAAACAUUGCAGGGUCCCAACAAGCAUCAGAGUGCUGUGACCUGUUUACAGUUCAACAAGAACUUUGUAAUUACCAGCUCAGAUGAUGGAACUGUAAAACUAUGGGACUUGAAAACGGGUGAAUUUAUUCGAAACCUAGUCACAUUGGAGAGUGGGGGAAGUGGGGGAGUUGUGUGGCGGAUCAGAGCCUCAAACACAAAGCUGGUGUGCGCAGUUGGGAGUCGGAAUGGGACUGAAGAAACCAAGCUGCUGGUGCUGGACUUUGAUGUGGACAUGAAGUGAAGAACAGAAAAGAUGAAUUUGUCCAGAUGUGUAGACGAUAUACUCCCUGCCCUUCCCCCUGCAAAAAAAAAGAAAAAGAAAAAGAAAAAAAUCCCUUGUUCUCAGUGGUGCAGGAUGUUGGUUUGGGGCAACAGAUUGAAAAGACCUACAGACUAAGAAAGAAAA